Messenger RNA from Linum trigynum, 2320 nucleotides. The record is from the annotation of a GenBank genome assembly. NCBI's taxonomy places the organism in Eukaryota, Viridiplantae, Streptophyta, Magnoliopsida, Malpighiales, Linaceae.
UUACUACCUCUUUCUUCUCUACCCUAUUUGUCGACUGAAAAUACAUCGACACUAGGGUUUGGGAGAGAGUUCAGCCUAGUUUUUCUUCUCAAAUUCUGUAACAGGUUCUCCUUCCACCUUCACAAUCAUCGGAGUUAUGGGCAAGUCUAGUAAAAAGGUUGAGGCUGCUCCCGCUAUAGCUGUUGCCGCCAAGCCGACUAAGAAAGGAGGCAAGAGGCAGGCUGAAGAAGCCUUGGAGAAGGUUGUUGCUUCGAAGAAGCAGAAGAAAGAAGUUGUUCCACAAGUCGUUCAGAAGGAGAAAUCUAAAGUGAAGACCCAGAAGAAGAAGAAAGAGGAAACAAGUAGUUCUGAAGAUGACUCUUCUUCUGAGGAAGAACAAAAGGUUACUUUAACAAAAAAGGUUACCCAAGCUAAGCCCCCUGUCGAUGAAUCGAGCAGUGACGAAUCCUCUUCAUCUGAUGAUGAGCCUACUCCAGCAAAGAAGCAAGCACCUGUUAAAAAUGGGAAGCCUGCUGCUGCUGUGAAGAAAGCUAAAGUGGAGAGUGAGAGUUCAGAGUCUGAUUCUGAUUCAUCAGAAGAUGAGAAGCCUGCUACUAAGAAGGGACCAGCAGCUGCUAAAACUGGCGUUGCUGCUGUGCCUGCCACAAAAGCCAAAGUAGCUGAAAGCAGCAGUGACGACUCUUCCGAGGAGGAUUCUGAUUCAGAUGAGGAGCCUGCUGCCAAAAUAGCUGUUCCUGCUAAGAAGCAACCUGUUGUUGCAAAGAAUGGGUCUGUUAGCGCUGCUUCCAAGAAAGCAAAUGCAGCUGAAAGCAGUAGCUCAGAUGAAGAAUCUGAUGACAGUGAAUCUGAUGAAGAGGAGGCUGCUCCUGCGAAGGUAGCUGCUCCUGCCAAGACUGCUCCUGCACAAGCUGCAAAGAAAAAAGAAGAAUCAAGUGAGAGCUCUGAAGAAAGUGAUUCUGAUGAGUCAUCUGAUGAAGAUGAGAAGGCUGCAGCUGUCCCCAAGAAGCUUACUGCCCCUGCUGUCCCAAAGAAAGCUGAAUCAAGUGAUAGCUCGGAGUCUGAUAGUGAUUCUGAUGAAGAUGAGCCUGCUGCAGCCAAGCCAGCUGUUGCUGCAAAGGCUAAGGAAUCAAAGAAGGAUGCUAUGGAUGUUGACGGCAGUGAUGAAGAUGAUAGCUCUGACGAAAGUGAAGAUGAACCUGCUGAUACAAAGAGUAAGGCGACUGCUAAAAAGGAAAGCAGCAGCAGUGAAGAAGACAGUGAAAGUUCCGAUGAUGAGAGUGAAGAUGAAAAGCCUGUAAAAACACCUGCGAAAAAGGAUGUUGUGAUGGUUGAUGCUCCAAAGGAGCCCAAGACACCUGUUACUCCUAAUGACUCUGCUGAAGCUUGUACCUUGUUUGUUGGCAAUCUGCCUUUCGAGGUUGAAAGAGCUGAUGUAGAAAAUUUCUUCAAGGAUUGUGGUGAGGUUACAGACGUUCGUUUUGCUAUGGAUGCUGAGGGAAAUUUCAGGGGGUAUGGACAUGUUGAUUUUUCUACAUCCGAGGAAGCAAAGAAGGCUCUUGAGAUGAAGAAUGGUGAGUCUUUGAACGGCAGGGGUCUUAGACUUGAUCUUGCUCGUCCAAGGGGUGAAAGGCAAACUCCGUAUAGCGGCAAAGACAACAAUAGCUCUUUCCAGAAGGGCGGAAGAGGUCAGGGCCAGAAGGUAUUUGUUCGAGGGUUCAACACAUCACGCGAGGAGGAUGAGAUUAAGAAUUCUCUAUCCGAGCAUUUCAGCUCUUGUGGUGAAGUGACGUUUAUCAAGCUUCCAAAAGAUUAUGAGACUGGAGCCUUCAAAGGAAUGGCCUUUGUUGAGUUCUCUGAUACCGACUCUAUGAACAAGGCUUUGGAACUUGACGGAAGUGAUCUUGGAGGUGACUAUUUGACAGUACAGGAGGCAAAACCUAAACCAGAUGCUGAUGGCUUCAGUGGUGGUGGUAGAGGCUACGGAAGCGGAGGUGGAGGUAGGGGCUUUAGUGGCGGCCGAGGUGGAAGAGGAUUUGGUGGCGGACGAGGUGGUGGAAGGGACUUUGGUGGUAGGAGUGGUGGCAGAGAUUCCGGAGGACGUUUUGGUGGUCGACGUGGUGGUGGUAGAGGUGGUGACAGAGGACGUGGAAGGUCCAGUUUUACUCCUUCAGGUAAGAAAACUACCUUCAGGGAUGACGAUGAAUAGACCUGUCAAACGCGGAAGAGAAUCACUCUACAAUGGGUUUCUUUUCUCUCCCGAGUCUCGAUAGGAAGAAGUAUCUUUAUUGCUCGUGGCAGAGUAUAAAUUUCUUUUUCUGUG